GAGCUGCGAGAGAGGUUUUUCAGUGCACAUUGGCUUCUUUUGAAGUGCUGUCAUCAUUUUCAGACAAGAUGAAGCUCCUUCGAUCUCAUAUUUUCGCAAUCUAUAUGAUUGUGGCUUCUAUAAUCACCAUGUCAAAGGGCACGCCCAGCAUGCCCGCCAUCAAGAAGGAAUCUCUUUACCUUGCGGGAUACUCAGCGAAGCUGUUCGAACGGAAUGUGGGGUGCGUCAAAACACGACACUUGAGCGAAAAAGACGGCUGGGUGAAAAGGAGUCUGAUAUACGUGUUUACCUUUGACGAAAGACCUUGGGAAACCCGGAACGAAGCUUUUGAUGUAAAGUGGGAACCAUAUUCUGCACGGCUGAGUCUGAGGGCUUCAGAUUAUUUAAGAAAUAACUUGUAUGUGAAGCCGGAGUACGUGAUACGGACAUACGACGAUCACUCUUUACUUCUAUCUGAGCUGAAAGAGGUACCGUCGAAAUGCUCACUCUGGGUGACAAAAAAAGACCGUUUCGAGAGAAUCCCAGAAAUGGUGAACAAAACAUUUACCACGAUCUGCCCGGAUCCCGUGUUCGUUCCAUUUAACCCGAAAUGUUUUUAG
Molecule: messenger RNA, 599 nt
Organism: Rhipicephalus microplus (southern cattle tick)
Lineage: Eukaryota; Metazoa; Arthropoda; Arachnida; Ixodida; Ixodidae
Product: japanin-like-RS
Source: RefSeq, a predicted model, not a curated record